Molecule: messenger RNA, 1816 nt
Organism: Porites lobata
Lineage: Eukaryota; Metazoa; Cnidaria; Anthozoa; Scleractinia; Poritidae
Source: the annotation of a GenBank genome assembly
AUGGAAGUUUCCAGUGUCUAUAUAACCCCAAAAAGAAAAUCGAGAAAUCUAGCUACAUCUAGCAGCUCAGAAGAAUCGUCACCCGAAGGAAAAAAGUUGAGACAUUCGUACUCUCCUGACUCGAAGAACUCAGAUGACGAAGACCAAGUAAUGGCGGCUCUGAAUCUCACAGAAGGUGAUACAAAGAAACUGGACCUAAUUUUAGAAAGGCUCAGCAAACUAGACUCGAAAAUGGAGGAAUUGAACAAAACUGUCAAAGGUUUGCAAGGCAAAGUUUCCUCUCUCGAAGUAGAUGUUGUUUCAAUUAAAGGGACUGGUUCACGAUAAUGCGCAUGCGCGCCGUUUGUCUCUUCAGAAUAAAUUUGUUGGGUCAACACUAAAUUCGAAAUCGCCAUUACCGGUACAAUCAUUGAAAAUCCUUCGUUUUAUUCGGACAUCCGUCGCUUUGGCUGGUCUAGUUAUACUUCGGUAGUGGUGAUUAACGUGUGGUUGUGUCGUUUGACUGGUUACGUUUUAAGAAGACGCAAAAAAUAAUGUUUUGAUCAUGGAGGUUGAGAAGAGCAUCGUGGCCGUCCGGCAACAGGACGUUCUCAAGAGUCUCUGGAGAUAGAGAAGCUUAGCCUAUCGAUCUGGUAUGGUUCUAGGAGUAGUGUGUGGCAUACGAAAAGAAUACACGACACUUGGAAAGUGGUUAAAGGCAUGAGUUCGUUCAACUUUGAUUUGAUUUUUGACUCCGACCUGUAGUUAUACCGCAACAGGCCGCGCGAUCUUCACCGAUCUGGUACACUUGAAAUGUUCCUUGUAUCUUUGCUUUACGAUCGUAUAUGUUUAAGAAUUGAUGUUUUUAAAAUAAAUUAUUGCCUGAAUAUUCUGUUCAUGAUCUAGUUUCUUUAUGUGUGCUACUCGAUAACAUUUGUUUUGCGGAACACUGACCCGAUGCAACGCGAAUGAAUUUGUUCAUUUGCUGAUAAGCAAUUGAAAUUUAUGCUCAGUUAAGGAUAAUCUUUAUACUCAUACGUUGUGUGUUUUUGUCACCGGUCCGGCGCUAUUUGUAGGUAUUUCUGGGUUUAUAUAAGGCGAACUGAGGGAACAGUAAUAAGAUGUUUGUUUACAAAUUUUGUUUGCCGAUCGGUGACUGUUUUGUUAGCGUGGGUACAACCUCGUAAAAAUACACGUUGGUAAAUGUUUGUUUCAAAGCAGGACAGGGCUGUAAAUCUUAUUCUUACCGGCUGCAGCAUAUAUCUGAGGAGUAGCAAAGAAUAAAAACUGAAUUAUGGGGAUAAAUAAAAUCAAACCAAAUGCCCGGAAAUACUCUCGCGUCGCGAACAAUUAAUUUGAAUUUUGUAAAUUUACUUGCGUGCAUCUAACUCGCUUCCGAUUGGUUGAAAAACAAUCAGCUACUGUCAGAACUCACACAUGCGCAUUAUCGUGAACCAGUCCCUUUAAAGAUAAGCAGAAGAGUCUUGAUCAAAAAUUCACACAUGUAGAGAGCAAUUCCAAAUUUGUAGACAGCCACAUUAAAGAGCUUCAGGAGAUGGUGGAAGAAAGAAAAGAUGAAAUUAGUGCCUGUCGUAAACAAAUUCUGUAUCUCGAAGCGUACAGCCGCAGAGAGAAUUUAAAGUUCGAAGGAAUUCCUGAAUUACCAAAGUCGUCCGGUCAACAGAAUGCAACUUCGAAGGAGGACACGAAAGAAGUCUUAGCUAACUUUAUGGAAAAUGUCCUUAGGGUUGAAGACGCAAAGGAUAUGGAACUCCAGCGAGUACAUAGGAUUGGCAAACCGAAGAGCGAAAAUGAAAUGGCAGCCGAACCAUCAUAG